CCCUGACUAAAAGAGAAGAGCUUCAUUGAUUUCCUCCAUAUUAUAGGAGUGAUACAAUAGCUAAAUGAGUGAAGCCAUGGCUGUUCAGCAACUGAAAGAGAAGAAGAACAUGUUUGUAGAGUCAGUGAACAAAGAUAUAAUCAAUGGCUUACUUGAUGAUCUGCUGGAGAGUGGAAUGAUAACCCAGGAAAAAAUGGAAGAAUUGAGAGAUGAAAAUGUCACAACGAUGGAUAAAGCCCUGGCCCUAAUUGAAUAUGUCAUUUGGAAAGGUCCAGAAGCAUGUCAGCUUUUAAUCAAAAGCAUCUGGCAUAGAGAUCCUCACCUUGCCAGAAAGAUGAACCUUCCUUACUCAAAUCAAGACCUGAAGGAAAAGAGGAAACUCUUUGUACAGUUUGUGAAUAAAGGAACAAUCAAUUGUUUGCUGGAUGACUUGCUACAGGCUAACGUGUUCAACCAGGAAGAAUUUGAACAAAUACAGAAAGAAAAUGACACAUCUAUGGAUAAGGCCCGGGUCCUGAUUGAUUAUGUCAUUCGCAAAGGUCCUAAAGCAUCAGAGAUUUUAAUCAAAAGUAUCUGGAAUAGAGACCCCCACCUUGGUCACAAUCUUAAACUUCCUUAUUCAGCUUCUACAGCACAAACUGGGUCCUCAGGAAAACUCAAGGUCUGCUCACGUGAAGAAUUUUUAAUGCAAAGAAGAUUGAGGGUAGAAGAGAUAUAUCCAGUGAUGGAAAAAGGGUCCCGUACACGCCUAGCCCUCAUAAUUUGUAACAAGAAAUUUGAAAAUAUUUCUGAAAGACAUGGGGCUGAAAUUGACACAAUAGGGAUGAAGACACUUCUUGAAGACCUGGAUUACAAUGUGUAUGUUAAAGAAAACCUCACAUCUCUGGAAAUGGAGUCAGCACUGAAGGAGUUUGCUUCCCACCCAGAUCAUCAAUUAUCUGAUAGUACUUUUGUAGUGCUCAUGUCCCAUGGGGUCCGUCAUGGUAUUUGUGGGAUAAAACAUAAGAAUGAGGAUCCAGAUGUCUUCCUCUAUGAAACUAUGUAUGAAAUUCUAAACACUCGUAACUGCCCCAAUCUUAAGGACAAACCCAAGAUCAUCAUUGUCCAGGCUUGUCGUGGAGACAACUAUGGAGAAGUUUGGGUGAAUGAUUCCUCUGCUAGCUGUGCAGACAGUCCAAAAGAACUACAGGUUUUUGAUCAUGAUGCUGUAAGUAGAGCCCAUUCAGAGAAGGACUUCAUUGCUUUCCACUCCUCAACUCCAAAUAAUGUUUCUUGGAGACACCCUAGAAAUGGUUCCGUUUUCAUUACAAAACUUAUCCAUUAUUUUCAACAAUAUUGCUGGUGCUAUCAUAUAGAGGAAAUCUUCCGAAAGGUUCAGAAUGCUUUUGAAACUCCAGAGUAUAAGUUUCAGAUGCCCACCAUUGAAAGGUUAUCUAUGACAAGAUAUUUCUAUCUUUUCCCAGGCAAUUAAAUCUGGAAAAUUUAGCAAGCAAAGUUAUGGGAAAGAAUGGGUUUUGAGAGUUGGACUUAAAAUCAAGAAGAUUUAAAUUCAAAUCCUUCCUAAACUAUUUACUAGAUUUACUAUCAUUUAGUCCCUAUGUGUCUUAAUUUCCUUUUCUGUAAAAUUAAAAUAAUAGUACCUAUCUCCUGGUGGCAUGGGACCCUGGGUUUUCCUUUGUAUACCCCAAACUCCGCAAGUGUUUAAGAAAGAAAAUGUCUUUCCUUCCUUGCAUUCUUGUAAUGCUGAAGAAAAGGUAACUCUGGGGGACAGAAACUGACAAGAAGAGAAGACUCCCAAGAAAAAUACUCCCCCCUGGAUUCUCCCCUAGAUUUUGAGAUUGGACACAAAGAUACACUUUCCGGCUAUGGUUUGAUAACAUCAGGUUAUAAAAUAGAACAUCUACUUGUUGCCUAAACUAUGCAGGUUACCUUCUGUGUCUUUAGGAUACAAAAACAUCAUUCCAGGCCCAGUCAGGUGACAAACAUUCCCCACUUCUGCCUAACCUCACACCAUCAUCAUCCUUUCUCUGGUCACAUAGUCCCUGUUGUCAAAAGGAUAUAAGAAGCAGGAGAAUCCAUCACCUCUAGGAGAGAGUGCUCUACCUAUACUGUCCUCCCAGUUGAUUCAACAUGAAUACCAAAUUAAUAAAUUUCUCUUUUUAUUUCUAAGUUAAGUUUUGGAGUCUUCCAUUCUUGCAAAGGGUAACCUGUCCCAAACCCAGGGGCUUACCGCAAGCCCCCCACAACACUUGGUUGGUUGUGAAAAUUAAUUAAGAUUAUUUGUAAAAGCAUUUUGUAAACCUUAAUGCACUAUAUAAAUGUUAGCUCUUUUCUACUCAUUGCAAAAGGAAAUAUGGAUUUUCCGGGUUACUUGUGAUAUAUAUAUAUAUAUAUAUAUAUAUAUGUAUGUAUAUAGCUAAAUCUAAGUAGUGUAAAAAAUAGACUCGAAUACAGGACUACAAUCCCCAUGAGCCUUUGCUCCACUUCCCCAGAAUGCCUUGUAAUCUCACCUGGGCCGAGAUCGAGAAGGUAUUUAAGGGGAUUCAAAGGCUUUUGGAGGAGGUCUUGGCUUUUUUUGAACUUCCGUUUUGGAGCAGAGGCGUCUCUUCCAUGAUGUGAGGUUAUUUUGUCUAGGCCUCUGGCCUAGGCACAUGUUCUUACUUGUAUAUUCUUAAUCUUUAACCUUUAAUAAACCUCUAAAAAAUAUAAUACUCCUUGCAGAGAGAAACUAAUUUCUACCUGCCUAAGUCUCCCCAUCUCCCCUAAAUUUUAAUCUUUACAGUUAUGGCGACCUAAUGGGAAAAAAAAAGAACUUUCAAUCUUCUGAAUUCUUUUCUGAUCUUUAAUUCAACUUUUAAUAGCUAGUGCCUAGAAAAUUUUUUUUUGAGCCAUAUCUCUCUGGCCAAGGUUUUCUACCCUCACAAAGCUGCUACAGACUCCGGACCUGCUGCCCACCCCACCUGGCUCGGCCCGCUGCUUCCUGCCUGCAGCCUGCAGUCCUGAUCAUCCUCACCUGGUACCUGGUCCCAGCCUUGCCCACCCCCGCAGCCGCUCCUGCUCCUGGCCUCUCACCAGCCCGCUGCCUGCCUAUUUCUGCGCCCCAGACCCAUGAGCGUGACCCCAGCCGGCUCAUCCCCCAGAUCCUUGGAGCAGAUCGCUCAGGACUCAUUGCGACCAGCUGGUAACAGUAUUGGCCACAUGGGCGGAGGGGAGAGACCAGAGGGAAAGGAGACCUGGUAAUUUCCCUUAGGCUAAGCCUCCACGUGGCUGGGGGUAUUGGCCGCAGGGGUAUCAGAGAGGGGAAAGAGAGAAAAGACUAGAGAGAAGAAACAGACUUUUCAAACAGAAACCUAAAAAGCAAUGGGCUGUUUAAAAGGAUUUUUGACUCUUCUGGCAGUUUCAUUGAUUUUACCUGCCUGUCUGGGAGCAGACUCAGCCCAAAGAUUCAACUUUAACUUUGGGGAGGAAAAUGGGUGGCCCAGCGAACUGGAAGCCAGGCCCAGAGACGGGAGGUCUCUAGCUAAAAUCUGGCCUCCGAUGCUUCCCAGCUAUGGGGCCCUGGACGGAUCCCUUGAACCCCAUAGCCUAGCCUUUACUACUCUACCUUCGGACAAUAGACAUUUAAACGGAUAAUUAAAAACAAACAAACAAACAAACAAAAAACCCCAAGGAACUUUGAAGAGACUAAAGGCUACAUUCUAAGGCAUUUCAGACUCCAAUGGUUUAUAAAAAAAUCUCUGUAUUCUAUUGCAUUGUUUUGUUUAAGAUAUAACUUUGUGAUUUUAAGUUCAUAUAUUACUGGAUUGAAUACUAUUCUGUGAACUGAAGGUUGAUUGAAUUUAUUUUGAAUGUACUGAGUUUUAAAAUCCUGUUGUUUUUCCCCUAUAACUGUGUUGAACAAAUAGUGUUGUGAAUAAGCCCAUAUAUGAAAAAACAGUUUUUUUUAUUUUGCUGAGGAUAGAUGGACUUCAGAACUGGUUAUAAUUGUAUUAACAACCUUUGGGAUUUUAAUGUGCUAAAUACCUCAAAUGAUUUGAUUUUAAGGGUUUUUUAAAUAUGAUUUUUGGAAUUUUUUUUAACAAUCUGGUUAUUUUUGCCUGCCCCUACCACGAGGUAAGGCCCAUUACAGUAGCUGAAGUGAAAUGUAUUUUAUAACCCCCAACCUUCCCACAUGUGAAUGGAAGUUGGGCAGUUAAUCUCAGGGCAUUUGUAUCCCUAUAAGCCUCCAAGAAAAAGGAGCACCCCUUUAUUUAUGCUCUUCAGCUCACUAUUUUACUUCUACCAGAAUGAUAUAUAGAUUUCUUGAUUAUGUUCUAAACCCAAGAUGAGUUUUACUUUGUUUUAAAAAAUAUGUUUAAAUACCAAGGUUGAAGGAUUGCUAUGUUUGUAAAAAUUGUGACAAAUGUCCAUCAAUUCAUAGGUUUUAAAAAUGUCAUACCAGCAACUUAUGUGAAAUAUGAAAGUGUGUUUGUUUGCUAUUGUAAUUAAUUGGGCUAUUGAGAAUUUUGGGGAUUUUGAUAUCUACAUAUUUGUACUACUGUAUUUUUAAAGAUGAAAAAUUGUUAA
Monodelphis domestica (gray short-tailed opossum) is the source of this 4566-nucleotide messenger RNA. Its product is annotated as caspase-1-like. Gene Ontology annotation, biological process: regulation of inflammatory response; proteolysis; regulation of apoptotic process. NCBI's taxonomy places the organism in Eukaryota, Metazoa, Chordata, Mammalia, Didelphimorphia, Didelphidae. The record is from RefSeq and is a predicted model, not a curated record. Gene Ontology annotation, cellular component: NLRP3 inflammasome complex; AIM2 inflammasome complex; IPAF inflammasome complex. Gene Ontology annotation, molecular function: caspase binding; cysteine-type endopeptidase activity.